Molecule: messenger RNA, 1851 nt
Organism: Torulaspora globosa
Lineage: Eukaryota; Fungi; Ascomycota; Saccharomycetes; Saccharomycetales; Saccharomycetaceae
Exons: 1
Coding region: 1-1851 (616 amino acids)
Biological process (GO): intein-mediated protein splicing
Molecular function (GO): endonuclease activity; DNA binding
Source: RefSeq, a predicted model, not a curated record
AUGAACGGCGAUCCAGAAUUCAUUGGUGGUUUGGCACCAGGUACAAAGGUUUUCCUAGCCAACUGGAAGACCGUGCCAAUUGAAACCAUCAAAGUUGGCGAUGAAGUGCUUACAUCGGAGGGAGGUGCGGCAAAAGUGGAGGCUGUGUUAAAAGGUGACCAUGAUUUGGUCACAAUUAGACAAAACACCAGGCACCGCGCACACCUGAAAGAUCCCUCGGUGGAGAAACCUUGGGGCAUAGUCGAAAUGACAUGCUCCAAGAGACAAAAACUGAUUUUGAGCACGAGACAGGGGAUCAAGAUAUAUAACAAUGGGCGUGGAGUUAGGGUAGUUUCUGUGUCUCAGCUGGCUGAUUGUCAAACAAAGGAUGGUCGAAUUAUCAAGAUCAUCAAGGAAAAAACGAGACGAUUCCCUCUGACAACCGAGGCGCCGGAGAUUAGAGACUACGUAAAGCCAAUGGUCUUGCGGAACGAGGGAAGAUGUUUCACUUGGCAAUGUGAGGCUGGCGACUUGGAAGAGUACGUUAACAAAAAAAUUCGGGCUGCUACUAGGAUGAUUUUACAACCAAUAUCGAUAGAGAUACCAGUAUUGGGGCCAUGGUUGGAACAAUCUUUCGAAAGGAACAUUACUGCAGGGCAGCUUGAAGCCAUGGCAUGGUUGUUAGGGUUCUGGAUUGGUGAUGGUUCCAGAACGGGAGCAAUCUUCGCUUUGCACUCUCGAGAUGACGAUGUCAACACCAGACUUCGCGAGAAUGCAAAAGUGUGGGGUAUGACUCUCAGAAUCGAGCUUGGGAAGGGCUUUUCAGCAAGUGGAUUCCUUCAGACCUAUAAUGGCGCGGUACGUAAUUUGAACAAAGACAACCCGCUAGUUAAGGUGCUGGAAGAGUUAAAAUUCUACGGAAAUGGCAGAAGAAACGGUCCGAAGAACGUUCCACUAUUCAUGCGAACAGAGCAAAUAGCGGUGCGCGAAGCUUUUCUCGCAGGGCUAAUAGAUUCUGAUGGAUAUUGCAAUAUCCAAAACGGGUGUAUUCAUGUGGUAAUUAAGACUGUCUACCUGCCUAUUAGAGACGCUAUAAACUUCAUAGGUCGUUCUCUUGGUUUGACUGUCUCCACCAAUUUCCGUCGCGCUAACUUUGAUGAGCGCAGUGGAGUAAACCAUCGUGAUCACUGGGUUUGCGAGUUAUAUGGUGGGACUAAUCAUGAAACCCUCAGGUCGAUGCUGAACAGAUGCUCCUGUGAAAGGAAGCGAAACCCGAAAUUGGUGUACAUCAGGAACAGAGAUUUUGAAGAAUUUGAUUCCGAUUACCAAUCGGAGGAAAAUGAAAAUGAUCCUGAUCCUGAGGACAAUGACGAUUUAUCAGGUAUAAUGGAAAGCUUUGAAGAUGAUCCGGAAGAUGAUCCGGAAGAACAAGAAGAUGGCACAUUCAAUUUUGGCAAGUUAAGAUUUAAUAUUAUCCAAAGUUGUAAAAGUCCUGUCAUAGGACUGGUAUUGUCGGAUACCUCCAACCGAACUUUUGUCACGGAUGACCAGAUUGUAUGUGGCACUGCCGAAUUGAUUACGGAGGGACUUGAAUCAAGACCGUAUUUUAAGAGGCGUUGCCUAUCAUGCCAUACAGAAACGGCAAAAAAGUGGUUCAAGGUUCCCUGGUUGGGGGAUGUUUUUGACAGGUUAUGCGGGAAUUGUCGGGACUCUUAUUCGCGCACUCAUAUGCGUUGCAGUAACGGUCUUUGCAACAGGGUCUUCAAGCCCAUAGAUCUAAAUCCAAAAAGGCUCAGCGGCAGGAAAAGGGAAGUUGCUCGACAGGCUACUCACCAGUGUGAGCGAUGUGGGAGUAGUCCACUGCAGGGAUGA